Messenger RNA from Nematostella vectensis (starlet sea anemone), 2958 nucleotides. Its product is annotated as cell wall protein PRY3. The transcript has 6 exons. NCBI's taxonomy places the organism in Eukaryota, Metazoa, Cnidaria, Anthozoa, Actiniaria, Edwardsiidae. Bases 689 to 2353 code for a protein of 554 amino acids. The record is from RefSeq and is a predicted model, not a curated record.
AUCUUUUUAUUUUUCUUGCAUGGUCUUUUUUCCGACGCUCCCUUCUUAGCGCCAAUAAAGGUUGCUUGCCACCCGCUCAUCCAAUGGGUGUUAUUGUUCUUCUCCAUUCAUUACCCGCUGCUCUUGAUUUUGAUUGAUCAGAACAUCAAAAAUGUCUCGACCCCAAUCUCCUACUCUUUAACGCUUGUAGCCAUGGCAACUGCCAAAGCACACCACGUGCUGGGAAUGCAUUUUUAGAUUUCUUGAUUGGAAGCUUGGACUUACGGUAACACAAGGGAAUUUAAAUAUAUAGACAAAUGACUCUUUAUGGCGAUUUUCGAUAGAGUUAAAUUGUAAUUUUAAUUACAAAUUAAACAAACGCUAUUAGCUUAAUCUACUGGUACCUGUCGCAUUUAUGGAGAAGACUUCUACUAUUUCUUUCUUAUCCUUUUACCUUAGUUUUUUAUUUUAUUUUCAUUCGUAGAAUAAAGCGAAUGAAGCUAUCUAGUCUUCAGUGCUAAUAAAUCUACCCAUGCAUUCGAUUGGGCCAAUGGGGCAUCCCAAAUAAACCACGAACAGAAAGACUACCUGUCGCCCCGUCAUAGCUCAGAGCACAUUUCCCGGCUACAAGAACUUGGUCACAGCAAUGAUACGGUGUCUGUUCUCUCCGCUUUAAAUUCAGCUUUGCGUUAUACUUCUGCUAUAACCUAUGGAAGUAAGGGUGUGCCUUGUCAUUCUAGUUUGUUCCAUUUCUUGUGGCGUGCUUGCCUCCAAGUCAGUCCGCCUCGACCCGUUUGACGAUGACUGCCUUGAGGCACACAACUCUUACCGUGCCCAGCAUGGGGUGCCGCCGCUGACCUGGUCCCCCAGUCUAGCAAUGCAGGCGCAGCGCUGGGCGGAUGAACUCGCGUCUAGGGAGGAGUUGAGGCACGACGAUGCUAUAAGUAACGAUGAAGGUGAAAACCUUGCCUUCUUUAAACCCGCCGUGCCAAAAUGCCAGGGUCGCAUUGUUAACAACUGUGUGCUCUGCCGAGAGAUGGUCAAACGGUGGUAUGACGAGAGAAAGAACUAUGACUUUGAUAGCGGCUCUUCCAAAGACCCCGAUGGAGUGGUCAAACAUUUCACCCAGCUCGUAUGGGCGGGGACGGCUGAGCUAGGCCUGGGUACAGCCGUCAGCAAGAGAUAUGGGUUUAUAACUGUGGCGAGAUACAAGCCGAGGGGAAACCGGGGCGGGGUAGAGGCCUUCAUAAGCAAUGUCCCGCCAAAAGGAGGACCUAUACCUUCGCUUUCAAGCUUAAAUAAUUCCGCACCGGAAACCACUACGCAGAACAAUUCCGCCACUUCGACCACCCCCACGGGAUUAGGCCUACCUCCGCAAAACACUACGAAAACUGCGAUAAGACCAUAUGCAGACAUGGUUUAUGCAAGCAAAAUUACAGACUCGGCUCUUCAAACGCCUGUCAGUGGUAACAGCAUGGAUGGAGCGAUUGCUGAAGGUCAUGUCACAGGGACGGGACUGCCAUCUCCGAGCGCGCGCGCGGAGGAUAAGAAAAUCAGUCCGCUAGUGAUGAUGCUUCCUCCUACUAAAGCCCGCGUUAACACUCGUCACACAGACACAACGUCCGGGUUAUCAAGCGAGUUACUUGGCAGAGAACUUAAAGCUUUGGCCGAUGAACUAGCUCAUAAGAAGAAAAAUCAGAAAAUGAGUGAAGAGUAUUAUUUAAACACUGACAAAAAUGAAGUAAUUGCACUUAAAAAGUCCGCUUUGAGGGAAUUAGAGGGGUGGAAGAAAGAAGACGUAAGUGGGAGCUCCGACAAACUUGCCAUGCUUGAAACUACAUUUGGCCGCAUGAGAGAGGUUCACAAGUUAGAGGAUAGUGACGAGCCAAAUAAAGAUGAAACUAUUGGUAAUGGUGAUGCUGCCACGAGGGCCAGUGCUGGGACCAUUGGGAAAGGUCAGGCCCGUACGUUUGAAGGACCGGACGGAUCAAAGGAGGACAGUUACGGAACAACUAAAAAGGAGACCAGUGGUGAUGGUAAUACCGCCACAAGGAUCAGUGCUGGGACCACUGGGAAAGUUCGGGUCCGUACGUUUAAAGGGCCGCAUGGAUCGAAGGAGGAUAGUAACGGAACAAAUACUAAGGAGACCAGUGGUGAUGGUGAUACCGCCACGAGGAUCGGUACUGGGGCCACUGGAAAAGGUCAGGUCCGUACAAUUAAAGGGCCGGACGGAUCGAAGGCAAAAGUGUUUCUGGAUGGGAAUGGUGAUCACGCGGGUAUUGUCUUCAGGGAUGAGAUCUUUCGAGAGCCCUCUACUAGUGGUACCCCAGCUCCCGAGAAUGCUCCAAAGGAACGCACAAUCUACGUCCUUUAGUGUGCAUCAGAACAACGGCAAGGGAUUUUGACAACAGGCUAUGUGACUUGACCAACAGGGCCGGGUUCCUGGAAAGUAAGUUAACGCUUAACUUAAGGUGAAUGCCCCUUUUUUUCCAAUCAAAUAUCGUAUUGAUAUUUGAUUGGGUUAGGCUAACCUGCUUUCCAGGAACCGGCCCAAGACAACAGUGCAAGUCGUACCACGUCAAGCUCAAGCAAGGCGUGGUACAAACAUCUUGGUAGACUAACGGAUAAACUAUCAUGGACUAUCUCAAGCAAGGCGUGAUACAAACAUCUUGGUAGACUAACGGAUAAACUAUCAUGGACAAUCUCAAGCAAGGCGUGGUACAGCCAUCUUGGUAGACUAACGGAUAAUCUAUGGUGGACUAUCUCAAGUAAGGCGUGGUUCAAACAUCUCGGUAGACUAACGGAUAAUCUAUCGUGGACUAUCUCAAGUAAGGCGUGGUUCAAACAUCUCGGUAGACUAACGGAUAAACUAUCUUGGACUAUCUCAAGCAAGGCGUGGAACAGCCAUCUUGGUUGACUAACGGAUAAUCUAUCGUGGACUAUCUCAAGGAAGCCGUGGUACAAACAUCUUGGUAGACU